AAAGUGCACGGCAAAGUAGUUCCCGCAGACGGACCCAACUUUGCCUACACCCGAGUCGAGCCGAUAGGUGUUUGCGGACAAAUUAUUGCCUGGAAUUUCCCGAUAGGCCUGACAGCAGGUAAAUUGGCUCCAGCUUUGGCCACCGGUAACACCUUGGUCAUUAAGCCAGCAGAGCAAACACCGUUGACCGCCCUGUAUAUCGCAGCCCUCAUUAAAGAGGCCGGUUUUCCGCCCGGAGUGGUCAAUGUUGUGCCCGGUUAUGGACACACCGCCGGUGCGGCACUCACUGAGCACAUGGAUGUGGACAAAAUAGCGUUCACGGGCUCGACAGAGGUGGGCAAACUCAUUCAAAUCGCCACCGGGAAGUCCAAUAUGAAACGCGUGACUCUGGAAACGGGCGGCAAAUCACCGCUCAUUAUCUUCGAGGACGCGGACAUCGAUGAGGCCGUCGCCGUUGCCCAUGAGACUGUGUUUUUAAAUCAGGGUCAGACAUGUUGUGCGUCCACUCGGCUCUACGUUCAGGACAGCAUUUAUGAUCAGUUUGUCCACAAAGCGGUAGAGUUGGCCCAAAAGCGAGUGGUGGGCGACCCGUACGCGGCCGACACACAACACGGGCCACAGAUUGACAACAAACAGUUUGAUAGAGUGCUUGAACUCAUUGAGUCCGGAUGUAAAGAGGGGGCAAAACUGCUGGUCGGCGGCAAACGCUGGGGUACUAAGGGUUACUUCAUUGAGCCCACAGUUUUCGGUGAUGUGUCGGAAGACAUGCGGAUCGGAAAGGAGGAGAUCUUCGGACCCGUGCAGUCCAUCUUCAAGUUUAAGACACUCGAGGAAGUGAUCGAUUGGUGCAAUCAUACCACUUAUGGUUUGGCUGCCGGUGCCUUCACCAAAGACAUUGAUCGGGCGCUUGUGCUGACUGAAGCCCUGGAGGCCGGAUCCGUUUGGAUCAACACUUUUCUGGCUUUCAGACCUCAAACACCGUUUGGUGGUUACAAACAGUCGGGUUUGGGCAGAGAGUUGGGUGAAGAGGGUCUUCACGAGUAUCUCGAAGUAAAAACGGUAUUUAAUUUCAAUAUGCAUCGCAAUCCAGAGAUCAAAUAUACCCAGCUCUUCAUUAACAACGAGUUCGUCAACUCUUCGGGCGGUAAACAGUUUGAGUCAAAAAACCCGACCACCGAUGAAGUGAUCUGUAAGAUCUAUGAGGGAGACAAACCCGACAUCGAUCGGGCCGUACAGGCGGCCAGACAUGCCUUUAAAUAUGACAACACGUGGCGAACCAUUGACGCGUCGGAUAGGGGCCAACUGUUGUACAAAUUGGCCGAAUUGGUUGAGCGAGAUUGUGACCAUUUGGCCGCAUUGGAAAGCUUAGACACCGGCAAACACUUCAAGCAGACCCGAAAGCAGUGCCUUUGGGCGGUGGAUGUGCUGCGCUAUUACGCCGGUUGGGCCGACAAGAUUCAGGGCAAUACCAUUCCCACUGAUGGCAAACUCAUGGCUUACACCCGGUUCGCACCGAUCGGUGUGUGCGGCUUAAUAUUGCCGUUUACCGUCUCGCUGUACAGCGCGUGCCUUAAACUAUCGUCAGCGCUGACCUGCGGCAAUACAGUAGUCAUCAAACCGUCCGAACAUGCCACAUUGUCCGUGUUGCAUUUGGCCAAACUGAUCAAAGAGGCCGGUUUCCCGCCGGGUGUGGUCAAUGUGGUGCCCGGUUUCGGACGCACGGCUGGCGCGGCGUUGGCCUCGCAUAUGGACGUCGACCACAUUUCGUUCAGCGGGUCCACAGAAGUGGGAAAACUGAUCCAAACGAUGGCCGGACAGUCAAACAUGAAACGAGUGACACUGAAAUUGGGCGGCAAUUCACCGCUUGUGGUCUGCGAGGACGCGGACAUGGAGUUGGCGGCCAUGCAUGCCAAUAAGUCCUGCUUUGAAAACGCCGGUCAAUACAACUGCUCGGCCGGUCGUGUCUACGUUCACGAGCAUAUCUAUGACAAGUUUGUCCUACGGGUGGUCGAGUUGGCCAAGAAUUGGACGAUUGGCGACCCCUUUGACGAACGAACCAAACACUGCCCGCAGAUCGACGCCAAUCACUUCAAUCACGUGAUGAAAUACAUAGAGGUUGGCGUGAAAGAGGGCGCACACCUGUUGGCGGGCGGCAAACGGUCCCGCACUAAGGGCUUC
Molecule: messenger RNA, 2178 nt
Organism: Medioppia subpectinata
Lineage: Eukaryota; Metazoa; Arthropoda; Arachnida; Sarcoptiformes; Oppiidae
Source: the annotation of a GenBank genome assembly